UACGCCUCUGCCGGCAUCCGCGCGCGUGUACGCCGAGCUAGCCAAAACGGGCCAGGCUAGGCGUUUCACAAGCUUGCGCGCUCUUAUUUCAAGAUCUACGAUCGAUCAAAAACAUCGCUGGCCGUAUACGUGCGCUGUCUCAGCCGAUCAGCUCUCCCAGCUCAGGAGAUCCAACAAGUCGACAGCCCUCUCCGACAGCUCUCGCAGCUCCGUAAACCCAUAAAAGAGAAAUGGCCCGCACCCUCGCCCUCGCGCUGCUCUGCGGAACCGCGGUCGCCUUCGGCGGCCCGCGCCACACCGCGCGGCCGCGGCGGCGCACCGCGUUAAAUGGAGAGACCGUGCGCGUCAAGUUCCGCAUCUACCCCGACGGCCGCGUCGAGGAGACCGUGAGCGGGAUUAGAGGAAGCGACUGCACAAAAGUCACGGAAGAGCUCAACGAGAAGCUGGGAAAGGUCACGCAGACGAAGCCGACCGAGGAGAUGUUCCAGGAGAAGGUCGACGUCAAGACGGAGGUCUUCGACCAGAACUUCAGCGAGUGGUAGUAAGAUACAAUUAUGUUUAUCA
Messenger RNA from Pelagomonas calceolata, 564 nucleotides. The record is from the annotation of a GenBank genome assembly. Lineage: Eukaryota; Pelagophyceae; Pelagomonadales; Pelagomonadaceae.